AUGCCCCCGUUGCCUCCGCCCCUCCGGUCCCGCGACCCUCGCGACACCAUCCUCACAACCAUCAGGGAUACAGUCAGCUGUAGUUGGAUAUUUUACAGUAACAGCAGUAGUUCGGGCGCGGAAGGCGCGGCCCCGGCUACCGAACCUGACCCAGAUCUUGAUUCUAUGCACAUGAUGUUGGACCCACACUUAAGGCCUAUUUCGCCUGACCUCACAAACGAAGAAUCCAAGCGGAUAUUUGAAGAACACAAGCAAUUGGCGCAGGAGUAUCUCAAGAUACAAACAGAGCUGGCGUACUUGAGCAAACACAAAUCGGAGCUCGAAGAAAAAAUGGAUGAUGAAGAGUUGCGACAAAAGAGAGAGAUUAUACAGCUUGAAAAUGAGAAGGAUUCGUUAAUAAAACUUUACUGUACAUUGAAGAACCAAGUAACUCGUGCGGAAAAUGAAAGCUGGCUUCUGGGAGAAGAUGCGCCGCACCAGUGA
Messenger RNA from Pieris macdunnoughi, 483 nucleotides. NCBI's taxonomy places the organism in Eukaryota, Metazoa, Arthropoda, Insecta, Lepidoptera, Pieridae. The record is from the annotation of a GenBank genome assembly.